Messenger RNA from Rotaria sp. Silwood1, 1625 nucleotides. The record is from the annotation of a GenBank genome assembly. NCBI's taxonomy places the organism in Eukaryota, Metazoa, Rotifera, Eurotatoria, Philodinida, Philodinidae.
UACUAAAACGGGUGUAUCAUAUAAAAUGUAGAUCCUACAUAUCUGCACUGAGCGACGACAGAAAAUACCUUGAACGGCUUUUGAUUAGCGGAAUAAAUUGACUAACUACUGAAAAUAAACUAGUCUUCUAUAAUCCGAAAUUUCUUUUAUUCUGAAAACGAAAAUACCCAUGUUCUUAACAUUAUUUCUACUACAAAUUUCUAGUUCGUUUUUAAAAUUAUUAAUGACGUUUUAAGCAUGUCUUCAAUAAAGGUUUUUAGAGGAAUAUUCUUAAAAAAAAAUAAAAACUUUUAAACCUUCUUUAUCUUAAGUUUCGAAUUCGGUUCGGUUCGGUUCGGUUCGGUUUAAAACUUUUUCGGUUCGGUUCGGUUCGGUUCAAAGUUUUGAAAAAUUCGAUCGGUUUGGUUCGGUUCGGUUUGAGAUCUUUUCGGUUCGAUUCGGUUCGGUUCCAAAAAACACGAACCGAUCCCAUCACUGGAAUGUAGCAUGAUUUAGAGAUUUUUUUUCUAAAAUAUUUAGACACUACCACUACCACAACAACAACAACAACAGGAACUGCUAUUUUACCUGGCCAACUAUGUACAACAAAUUAUUGUCUAAAUGGAGGAACUUGUAUUCUUCUACCUGGUAAUAGUUUCAAUUGCACUUGUCCUUCAGGUUAUACAGGUCUCUUAUGUGCAUUGCCAGUAUCUGUUGUUAGUCCAACAAUUACGGGACUCUGUAGCAUAGUUAAUCCUUGUUUGAAUGCUGGUGUAUGUGUACCGACAUUAUUUGGAUAUCAAUGUCAAUGUUCUGGCAGUUUUACUGGAACUGAUUGCCAAAUAAAUACAGCUCUUGGAAUACUAAAUCAAUGUCUAACAAAUCCUUGUCAAAAUGGUGGUAGUUGUUAUCUGACUCAAAAUGGUUCUGCUUGUGUAUGUCCAACAGGUUAUAGUGGAGUACUUUGCGAAACAAGUUUAUCUGCUAGCAAUCCAUGUUAUAAUAGACCAUGUAAAAAUGGAGGAAUAUGUCAAGUAGUUGCUCCUUUUACAUAUCGAUGUGUAUGUUUGAUUGGUUUUCUUGGUGUUCAAUGUGAUCAACGUGUAUGUGAUCCAAAUCCAUGUUUAUAUGGUGGUAUAUGUCUACCAUAUGGAAAUAGUUUUCAAUGCCAAUGUCCAGCACAAUAUACAGGACGUUGUUGUGAAUUUUUACUUGUAACUACAGCAGCACCAAAUCCAUGUACUUCCCAACCAUGUCUCAAUGGUGGUACUUGUUCACCAACAAUAUUUGUUUGUUCAUGUACACCAAGUUAUUAUGGUUGUUUUUGUGAAUUACGUAAUUAUUGUCAACCUAAUCCAUGGUAUUACAAUGGUGGUACAUGUAUUGCUACAACAAAUGCUUACUUAUGUCAAUGUGCAUAUCCUUAUUCGGGCAGUAAUUGUGAAAUAGUUUUAUCAACUCGAGCUCCUCAAUCUACUUGUGCUUGUGUUAUUUGUCCAUGUCCAACAGCAACUGUUACAACAUAUAAUCCAUGUAUUCCAAAUCCAUGCCAGAAUAGUGGAGGUUGUAGUGUUGUUCAAAAUACUGCUCAGUGUUUUUGUCAACCAGCUUUUACUGGUUAUUACUGUGAAUAUCGUGAGUUAUAG